Messenger RNA from Cololabis saira (Pacific saury), 1396 nucleotides. It is a transcript of the gene hdac12, whose product is annotated as histone deacetylase 12. The record is from RefSeq and is a predicted model, not a curated record. Gene Ontology annotation, molecular function: histone deacetylase activity. NCBI's taxonomy places the organism in Eukaryota, Metazoa, Chordata, Actinopteri, Beloniformes, Belonidae. The transcript has 8 exons.
AGAGCGUCCUUACCUAAUCUACAGGACUGGCGUCCGACCUCAGUGAGAAAUGAGCUGCAUAAAAACUCCUCUCAUUAAAGCCGGGCGGCGCGUCGGUGCAGCUCUCACCUCCUGCAGGUGUUUGCACACAGAACUAGUAAGAGCCGAGUCCAGCGGACUCCCCAUCAUUCAUCACAGCAAGUAUGUGUGCCAGCUCCCCCCCAACCACAGGUUUCCAAUGGACAAGUUUCCCCGGGUUUUACACAGUUUACUUAAAGAUCAAGUCAUCACAGAGAAACAGGUGUGGGUCCCUGAAAUUGCCUCGAAGCAUUUGCUGAGCUGCGUGCACACCGAGAGUUAUCUGAACAACUUCAUAAAUGGGAAAAUAAAUGAGCAAGAACAGAGGAGGACUGGGUUCCCCUGGAGUGAGGGCAUCGUGAGACGGUGUUGAUAUGAAACGGGUGGGACAGUUCUGGCAGCUGAAGUAGCUCUGCAGAGGGGUCUGGCUUGCAGCACAGCGGGAGGGACCCAUCAUGCUUUUCCCAGCUACGGAUCGGGGUUUUGCCUCCUUAAUGACUUAGCUGUCGCAGCCAAGUACCUGAUGGACGGCUCCACGACUAAAAGGAAGGUUCUGAUUGUGGAUCUAGAUGUGCAUCAGGGGGAUGGCACCGCUUUUAUAUUCAAAGAUGAACCAUCUGUCUUUACAUUCUCAGUGCAUUGUGGGAAAAACUUCCCCCUCCGCAAACAACAGAGUGACCUAGAUAUCAGUGUGGAGGAUGGGCUGGAAGACGAGGACUACCUCUCCACUGUGCAGGCCCACCUCCCCUGGUUGCUGGAGACGUUUCGUCCAGACCUGGUUCUGUAUGAUGCAGGUGUUGAUCCUCACCAGGACGAUGAACUCGGGAGGCUGCGUCUGACGGACCGAGGGCUCUACCUGAGAGAUGAAUACGUGAUGAAGACUGUGGUCAGAAGAGGGGUUCCUAUCGCUACUGUGAUCGGGGGAGGAUACUCGAGAGACAUCGAUAAACUGGCCGCCAGACACUCCAUCGUCCACAGAGCGGCGACUCAUGUUUGGCGGGAGUGUGGAAUGUAAGAUUUUUAAUCUCUUAAAUCCAGAGGAGCCUCUGAACUUUGACCCUAAGAACCAAUAAAAUUGAUCAUUCUGAGAGAAACAAAAUAAACAAGUAUUUGAUUUGCUUAUAUGGACACUGUGCAACACUUUAGAAAAAAAAAUUGUCUCUGUACAUCACCAUGGUGGAAAUCAAAGGAAACCCUGAAGAUGUUAUUAAACCUCAAGGAUUGUAUUAUUUAUUUUAACAUUCUCUUCAUCUUGACAGGCUAAACUGGUAAUUUGAUUAAGUGCUUUGUAGUCAGGCCCGGUUCCUCGUUAUUUCACGACAAAUUAAGGAUAAAGUGU